AUGGCUCCAAAAACCACUCUCAUUUCCAAGCUCUUCGGGAUUCAGUAUCCUCUCAUUCAAGCUCCAAUGGCUGGAAUCCAAAAAAGUGCAAUGACCAUUGCUGUUUCAGAAUCAGGUGCAUUGGGAUCAUUACCUUGUGCCAUGCUUUCAUCCGAAGAGAUCCGAAAUGAAAUUUCAACCAUUAUCAAAUCAUGUUCAAAACCAUACAAUGUCAACUUUUUCUGUCAUCAAAAUCCAACACCUGAAUAUGAAAAGGAAGAGAAGUGGAGAAGAAGGCUUGAAUCUAAAUAUUACAAUGAAUUUCAAAUUGCAGUUCAACACGAAGAAAAAUCCAUGGUUACGAAUGGUCCCAACCGUACGCCUUUUAAUGAACAAAUUGCAGACAUUUUGGAAGAAUUCAAACCACCCAUCGUCAGCUUUCAUUUUGGUCUUCCUUCACCAGAGUUAUUAAGACGAGUCAAACAUUGGAAUUCAAAAAUAAUAUCCUCCGCGACAACCCUUGAAGAAGCUCUUUGGCUAGAAUCACAAGGAGUAGACGCCAUUAUUGCACAAGGAAGUGAAGCAGGAGGUCAUCGUGGCAUGUUCAAAACUACAGAUAUUUCUUCGCAAAUGGGACUCUUUGCCUUGUUGCCUCAAAUUGUCAAACAUGUGCAUGUGCCAGUCAUAGCUGCGGGAGGAAUUGUUGAUGCAACCACAGUUGCAGCUGCCAUGAAAUUGGGAGCCUCUGGUGUUCAGGUUGGAACUACAUUCAUGUUGUGUCAUGAGGCCACAACUUCACAAGUACAUCGACAAGCACUUGAAGAUUACAAAAACAAUCCCUCAUCGGUGUAUACAGUCAUUCAAAAUGUGCUCACAGGAAAACCAGCUCGAUGUAUUAUGAAUCGAGUGAUCAGAGAAAUGGGACCCAUCUCUGAGGAGGUUCCACAAUUUCCAAGAGCCUCUCAAUACCUCACGACUCUUAGAGCGAGAGCAGAGUCGAUUGGGUUGAGUGACUUUUCACCUAUUUGGUCUGGACAAAAUGCGAGUGGAUGCAAAUCAGUCUCUAGUGCAGAAAUUGUGAAAGACCUUGUCAAGGGUUUUGAAGGCAUUCUGUAA
Molecule: messenger RNA, 1095 nt
Organism: Naegleria lovaniensis
Lineage: Eukaryota; Heterolobosea; Eutetramitea; Acrasida; Naegleriidae
Exons: 1
Coding region: 1-1095 (364 amino acids)
Molecular function (GO): nitronate monooxygenase activity
Source: RefSeq, a predicted model, not a curated record